Sitodiplosis mosellana (orange wheat blossom midge) is the source of this 1072-nucleotide messenger RNA. RefSeq names its product gastrula zinc finger protein XlCGF7.1-like. The transcript has 5 exons. The coding region runs from base 211 to 975 and encodes 254 amino acids. The record is from RefSeq and is a predicted model, not a curated record. Gene Ontology annotation, biological process: regulation of DNA-templated transcription. Lineage: Eukaryota; Metazoa; Arthropoda; Insecta; Diptera; Cecidomyiidae. Gene Ontology annotation, molecular function: RNA polymerase II cis-regulatory region sequence-specific DNA binding; DNA-binding transcription factor activity, RNA polymerase II-specific.
UCCUGGAGCGACUGUCAGUAUAAAUGUGACAAAUGCAAUCGAAUUUUCGUCGGUUCACAUAAUUUUUAUGCACACAUUCGAUCGAUUCAUAUCGAUGAGGUGAUCACGAUAAACGUCUCGUGCUUCUAUUGCAACUCUACACACCGACGCGAAUACGCUCUCAACAAACAUAUUGCUAAUGCACAUUUUCAUCAUUUGAAAUAUCGUUGUAUGUAUUGUUCGGACUAUUACUGGAACACUCGAGAAUUGAACAAACAUCGUAACAUGCACACCGACGUCGUGUACAAAUGUGAAUUAUGCGAACAAACGUUUUCGUAUCAAAACCUUUUCUACGCCCAUGUUUCAGCGCAUCAUUCGAAGAAGAAAAAGGAAAAAGAAGCUGAAUCGGACGAACAGUUGAUAUGUGAGCUCUGCGAGAAGGUUUUCAAAACCAAGGGUUCCAUUAGAAAUCACAUGAAUUUGCAUACAAAAAAAUUCGAUUAUAUUUGCGAUCAAUGUGGGUGGAAGUUCCAGACCAAGGGAAAUCUAAAAGGCCACUUGGCAAGUACACAUUCAAACGAAAGGCCGUUCAAAUGUGAACAGUGCUACAAAUGGUUCAAAACAAAGCACCAGCUGCAUAAUCAUUCGAAACACCAUGAAGACGUCAGACCAUAUCCAUGUAGCGAAUGUGGUCGAAAAUUCCGUAGGCCCUACUCACUUUCCGUUCAUAUGAGAAGCCACACCAAUUCAUGUCCAUACACGUGCCGCUACUGUGGCAAAAGCUUCCGUCAUAAUAUCACCUUACGGACUCACGAACGUGCUCAUACGGAUGACAAGCCUUACUCGUGUACAAUCGCGUCGUGCGAUUAUCGGUCGACAUCGAAAGGAAAUUUGAACAAACACAUGUUGCGCGUUCACUCCAUCGACUUCAGGAAUCAUGUUUUCAGUGGCAGGGAAAAUUAUACAAAGGAUGGAAAUGGAUAUUUUAACCAAUGAGUCGUACUUCGUACGAUCACAAAGAAUGUUAUCACACAAUCGGAAAGAAAAAAAUGCGAAAAUAAAUUGAUUUUUUCUUCAUAUUAUUUAAAGUCUA